AGCCGAAAUGGAUAUGUUUGAGUCGUGUGCAUGAGUAGGAGGAGCAGGAGCUGCUACGGAAUCGAUUAAUCAUCUUUCCACAAUGGCCCAGUUGUAAGUACUUGCUUCUAUCCACAUGUUCCGUUGACCACGUGGUCCUCGUUGCACUCGUCUGCUCCUGCGGGUGGCGAUGACAGGAAGGGAGGCGAAGUACGUCGACAGGAGCCCGGAAGUCCUGGGCCGGCUGCUUCCGCGAAGCAAGGUUCUUUGUUUGACAAGAAACUUGGGUUAUUUCCUCUUCGCUGCGACCUCUGUUUUCGCCGCCGCGGCUGCCGUGGAGGAUGAUGUUGAUGCUAGUAGCGUCACCACCGUUCCAAAGAGCACGAACAUCGUCUACGAUGCCAGCAGCGCGGUCACGCGGGAACACCGGUGGGGAGCACAAGGCCGCAGCGGGCUCACCGUCUGGAUGACGGGCCUUUCUGGGUCGGGAAAAAGCACCAUUUCGCGAACGGUCGAGAAGAUGCUCUUUGAGAAAGGUACGGCACAGCUAUACCUUGCUUGGAAGGAGAACAGCUGUGCGUUAAAUAUCGUUUCUGGUUAUAAUCUGGAUAGUUUUGCAUUUGCAAUUAUAAAAGUCGGAAAACAAGUUGAACACAGGAUGAACCUGAUGCUGAUAAAGUGAAUAAAACAUGUUGGGCAGAUGUCCUUGCCUACCGACUGGACGGUGAUAACCUGCGUUUCGGGCUGAAUUCCGAUUUGGGGUUUUCCGAAGCGGACCGGACGGAGAACGUCCGGCGGGUCUCUAUCAAAUGCAAAUAUGCCUUGGUCUGGAAAGGCUGAACCUGUAUUGCGUGUCGCGUAUUCGUAAAAAAUCUGUAUUGCAUAAGCAGCAAAAGCAACACAUUUUCGCCAUGCAAGUUCGCAGUUUGUAGCGCAUGCUGCGCAUGAGAAAGGGUUUGAAAAAUUUUUCAUUUUUCACGGCAUUUAAAGGCGUGAGCAAUCAUGACCAUUCAGCAUUAACUCAGACAUAUUUGCAUUUGAUAGUCUCCGAAGUUGCGCAAAUUCUCGCGGACGCGGGCGCGGUCGUGUUGUGCGCGCUGAUCGCGCCGAACAAGGAAGACCGUGCGAGAGUACGCAAGAGCCACGAGCGGACCGGCAUUCCCUUUCUGGAGGUGUUCGUGAACGCCCCGCUGCAGGAAGCAGAGAGGCGGGAUCCGAAGGGCUUGUACAAAAAGGCGCGCGCCGGCAUUAUCCCGGGGUUCACCGGCGUGUCCGCACCGUAUGACGUACCCGAGGCUCCGGAUACGGAAUUGAGAACGGAUCUGGAGACAGUCGAGGAGAGCGCGGCGAAGUUGCUUGACGCAAUUCUGGAGAAAGUGAAGCUAGAACCGAAAAAGGACGAGCUGUAGUUGUAACAGGUUUUAUUCCCCCUGCUGGUCUUUAUUUUGUCUGGGUCUGCGCAUUUAAAUCAGUAUCGCCUGCUGGUUGCUGGUGUUGUUGGAAAAGAGGAUCUUCCAAAAUGAAAUCGAGUAGAAUUUAGAAUCAUGCGCUGCUCAUGAGAUCACUUCACAUCACAUCACAACACGACAGAUCUUUCAAAAAACGAGUGAGAGAACACUGAUCGGAUACAAGCGUAGGGUGAAAAUUUCUUGACGCGCCGCGAAAUACCUUUCCUCACUUGCUUCGUUCCUGAAACCGGCAUCAAGAUCAGAAAAUCCCGCCACUGCCAGAAAUUUUGAAUGAAUCAAAUAUGUUCUGACUUGCGGCCAAAUG
Messenger RNA from Amoebophrya sp. A120, 1752 nucleotides. The record is from the annotation of a GenBank genome assembly. NCBI's taxonomy places the organism in Eukaryota, Dinophyceae, Syndiniales, Amoebophryaceae.